AUGCUUAGCACGUCAACUGAUGAUGCUGACUACCCGGUGUGCGAUGUCAGCUUUGCAUACACCCAUGGUGGACCGGAUCGAACUAAUGUCAAUUAUUGGAUGCCAGCUCCCGCCGAUUUCAAAAACCGCUACGUAUCGACUGGCGGCGAAGGAUGGAACAUUACCGAGAAGAAUUCCUUUCUCCCUAGUGGAAUCGACAUGGGUGCGGUGGCCGGUACCACGGACGGUGGAUUUGGUGGCUUUGAUGUUAGCUCCUGGGAAGUCUGGUUGAAUGGCGACGGCGAGGUCAAUUGGGACACUGUCUAUAUGUUUGGUUAUAAGGCCAUCGAUGAGCUUAGUCGGAUCGGCAAGGAACUCACAAAGUCCUUCUACAACAUGUCAGACACCAAGCUUUGGUCCUACUACGAUGGUUGCUCCGAGGGAGACCGCGAGGGCUGGAGCCAGGCCCAGAUCGGAGCUGAUCUAGACGGUGCCCAGAUUCAGCAUCUGUGGUCUCAAUUUGUCGAGUACCAGCUCGACUACUACCUGCCAUAUUGUGAGUUGGAGAAGAUUGUCACCCUCACCACCGAUGCCUGUGAUCAUCUGGACGGCCGGGUAGACGGGGUGGUCGCUCGCACGGAUCUGUGUAAGCUGCAUUUCAACUUGAAUUCGACCAUCGGUGAAGCCUAUAGCUGUGGCUCAUCGACCGAGAUCCCCAAUUUCAUGCCUUAUAUCCCAGCUCAAAAUGGAACCGUGACUGCAGAGGGUGUGGCUGUCGCUCGGGAGAUCCUCAAUGGUGCACAUGACAACCUUGGCCGACGCAUUUACAUGUCCUAUCAGCUUACAGCUUCUUUUCAAGCUGCUGUCACUUCCUAUAACGAGACCACCGGGGAGUAUGGUGCAUACUUCGUUGAGCAGUCCGCCCAGUGGGUUGAAAUUGGGCUGAAUUCGUUGACCAACGGUUCAGCUCUUUCUAGCUUUCAAGGCGUGACAAGGGAUACCUUCCGUGACUGGAUUGCCACUGGCUUCCAGAAAUACUACGAUUCCCUCGAGACCACCUGGCCUGACCUUUCAGUCUGGCACAACGCCGGGGGCAAAGUUCUUCACUACCACGGCGAGUCCGACCCCCAGGUUCCAACCUCUGGCUCAGUCCGUUACUAUGAGUCGGUCCGAAGCAUCAUGUACCCCGAUCUCUCCUACAACCAGGUCCUUCAACCCAACGCUCCGUGGCCGGAGACUACCUUAGCCACCCUAAUUGAUUGGGUCGAGAAGGGAAUCGAGCCCAAGACACUUAAUGGGACUGUGCAGUCUACUGGUGCUCAGCAGCAAAUCUGUGGUUGGCCUCUUCGUCCAUACUGGACCAACAACGGUACCCAGUUCCAGUGCGUCUAUGACCAAGAGUCUCUUGAUACCUGGAAAUACGAACUCGAUGCCUUCAAGAUGCCGGUUUUCUGA
Messenger RNA from Aspergillus brunneoviolaceus CBS 621.78, 1434 nucleotides. RefSeq names its product tannase and feruloyl esterase. The transcript is spliced from 3 exons. Bases 1 to 1434 code for a protein of 477 amino acids. NCBI's taxonomy places the organism in Eukaryota, Fungi, Ascomycota, Eurotiomycetes, Eurotiales, Aspergillaceae. The record is from RefSeq and is a predicted model, not a curated record.